UGGGGCAUUCAUUUAUUGUGCUUUGCCGUUUCGAAACUCAUUAUGUGUGCCUAGCCUGUCUUUAUUUUCUUACAAAUUGCUGCUUUUGUGAAUGGAUCUGACUGCUAAAUUCACAAUGGUUUGGGAUUUUUUAUGACGUGGUGGUCGCUAGACCGAUGACUAUUUAAUGGCCAGCUCAGCAUUUAGAUUUCUACGCUCAAGCGGGAACACUGUCUUGCGCGUUGGAACCUACUCGGUCAUCAUCUACUGUGGUGCGCAUUGUGUCUCGGAGUACGCCCUCGACUUUACAAAGUGUACAGGGCCCUCCAUGCUUCCUACCAUCAAGGAUAAUGAUGUUGUCCUGACAGAACACAUCAGCACUAAAUUCUUCAGCAAAGUUGACAAGGGUGACGUUAUUGUCCUGAGGUCACCACUUGACCCCACCCAAUUCCUAUGCAAACGGGUCAAAGCGAUGGAAUUUGACGACAUUCCCGCCAACAAGUGGAAGUUUUUACGGACCAAGCAUAUACCUAAGGGUCAUAUCUGGAUCGAGGGCGACAACACGCACAACUCAACAGACUCGAGGCAAUUUGGACCCGUCCCUCUAGCCAUGGUCCGGGGAAGAGCAGUACUGAGGGUUUGGCCGUGGGACAGGAGAGGAUAUCUCAACCCAGUCCCAGAUAGUUGACCUCUUGAUGACCCUAGCAUGACCUCGUGACCCGGCAGAUAUCAGGCAGUGCCCUAGACGACAACAACAUCUCGGCAAUAUUUGGAGAAAAGAAAUCCGAAUUGUCUGUAAAUUAAAAAACGAGUUACAAACUCCUCAUGUGCAAUUUUUACACUUGAUUUUUUUUUUAAAGAAAAACAGGGAAGCCAAAAACAUCCAAAUGUCUGCAAAUGACUGUAAAACGGGUAGUUUAAAAAACACAAAAAUGUGCUAAUUACCUACAUGCCCCCUUGUCUUUGCCUUGGUGUCCCUUGAAUUGUUCCAGUAAAAAUUGUUACAGUCCUUUUAGACAGGUGCCCUUAACCAAGGAAAAACUGCCUUGCCCUGACAAGAACAAUACUUGGAAGCCGGAGUCUAUCUUUUAGAUUUCAAGAAACAAACAAAUCAAACUUUGUUUUGGUUUGCAAUAACAUCAUUUGUGUCUCUUCUUAUCGGGUAGAUUUUGUUCUUUAGAGAACUGUCUUGCUAUACUCUAUAGAUUUUUCGGAUUUUCUAUAAUUCUCAGUUCUGAAAAGAACUGUCCUGCUUUUUCACUACUACCUGGGCGGAAGGUAGACAAUCGGCUGGGACUACUGUUUUAGCUUAUGGGGGAUUGUAUUAGCUGCACUACCUCGGAGUGAGUUCUUAAAGGCAGUGGACACUAUUGGUAAUUGUCCAAGACUAGCCUUCACAGUUGGUGUAUCUCAA
Messenger RNA from Asterias rubens (European starfish), 1393 nucleotides. RefSeq names its product mitochondrial inner membrane protease subunit 1-like. The coding region runs from base 167 to 667 and encodes 166 amino acids. The record is from RefSeq and is a predicted model, not a curated record. Gene Ontology annotation, molecular function: serine-type endopeptidase activity. Lineage: Eukaryota; Metazoa; Echinodermata; Asteroidea; Forcipulatida; Asteriidae. Gene Ontology annotation, cellular component: membrane; mitochondrial inner membrane peptidase complex. The transcript has 6 exons.